Messenger RNA from Catharus ustulatus (Swainson's thrush), 1894 nucleotides. RefSeq names its product aarF domain containing kinase 5 (gene ADCK5). NCBI's taxonomy places the organism in Eukaryota, Metazoa, Chordata, Aves, Passeriformes, Turdidae. The coding region runs from base 369 to 1817 and encodes 482 amino acids. The record is from RefSeq and is a predicted model, not a curated record. The transcript is spliced from 15 exons.
GUUCGGUUGCUGCCCCUCCCCCAGCGGCGACCCCGGAGCGACCCCGGAGAGAGCCCGAGGUCCCCCUGGCUGUCCCCGAGGCGGGCAGUGGCCCUGGGGGUGGCGCUGGUGGCCCCGCUGUCCCUGUCCCUGUCACUGUCCCUGUCCCCAGGUCCCCCCGGCUGUCCCCCCGGCGGGCAGUGGCCCUGGGGGUGGCGCUGGUGGCCCCGCUGUCCCUGUCCCUGUCCUGUUACGCGCUGGCCGAGCCCCCCCAGCGGCGCCGGGCGCGGCUCCUGCUCCAGGGCGUGGCCAGGUUCUGCAGGUCGCUGUCGGUGGGGCUGCACAUCUCCCUCGAUUAUUGGUGGACAACGAACGUGGAGCUCAGGGGGAUGGACCAGGACAGCCCUGAUUACCUGUCGGCCAUGUCGUGCUGUCACCGCCGCGCCGGGCAGCGCCUCCUGCAGGGGGCGCUCUCCAACGGGGGGCUCUACGUGAAGCUGGGCCAGGGGCUGUGUGCCAUGGACCACCUGCUGCCACCCGAGGUGACAGGGACACUGCGGCCGCUCGAGGACAGCGCCAGCCCCCGGGGGCACCAGGAGGUGGACGAGCUGUUCCUGGAGGAUUUCCACACCACCCCUUCCGGAAUGUUCCGUGAUUUUGACUACGAGCCCGUGGCGGCCGCCAGCCUGGCCCAGGUGCACCGGGCCACCCUCCCCGACGGGACACCUGUGGCUGUCAAGGUGCAGUACCUGGACCUGCGCGAUCGCUUCGAGGGUGACAUCCGGACCCUGGAGCUGCUGCUGCGCCUGGUGGAGUUCAUGCACCCCGACUUCGCCCUGGGCUGGGUGCUGCAGGAGCUGAAGGGGACGCUGGCCCUGGAGCUGGAUUUCGAGAACGAGGCGCGGAACUCGGAGCGCUGCGGGAGGGACCUGGGACACCUGAGAGGGGUGACAGUGCCACGGGUGCACUGGGGACACUGCAGCAAGCGCGUGCUCACGGCCGAUUUCUGCGAGGGCUGCAAGAUCUCCAACGUGCAGGGGAUCCAGGAGCUGGGGCUGGGGCUGCGAGACACCGCAGAGAAGUUGAUCCAGGUGUUCGCUGAGCAGAUUUUUUACACCGGGUUCAUCCACGCGGAUCCGCACCCCGGGAACGUUCUGGUUCGCCGCGGCCCCGACGGGAAGGCUCAGCUGGUGCUGCUGGACCACGGGCUCUACGAGACCCUCAGCGAGAGGGACCGGGUGUCGCUGUGCGGGCUCUGGAGAGCGAUCGUGCUGCGGGACCACGGAGCCAUGAGGGAGAGAGCGCAGGAACUGGGGGUGCAGGACUAUUUCCUGUUCUCGGAGAUGCUGAUGCAGCGCCCCCUGAGCCGCCGCUCUCCCCUGCUGGGCGCUCACCUGGCCGGGGCCGGGCGGGGCCGGGCUCACCUGCAGGGCUCACCUGAGGGACACCUGAGCGGGGAGGAGCGCGGCUACAUGCAGAGCAUGGCGGCCACGCGCUUCCCGCGCAUCCUGCAGGUGCUGCGCGCGCUGCCCCGCCCCAUGCUGCUCGUGUUCCGCAACAUCAACACGGUGCGCAGCGUGCACGGCGCCCUGGGCGCACCUGCCGAUCGCUACGGCAUCAUGGCGCGCAGCGCCGUGCGCAGCUGGAGCCGCCUCCGGGGGGGGCCCGGGGGGUCCCUGCGGCAGCGGCUGCACCUGGGCUGGGAGAGCCUCAAGUUCGAGCUGGCACUCAGGUUCGAGUGGCUCCGGUUCCGUUUGGCCGCGGUGGCGCUGAGGCUGCUGAGCCGCUGGGGGGCGCUGCCCCUCGGGGAGCACCUGCAGCACCUGCUGAGGGCCUGAGGGGGGCAGGGCCCCAAACACACCUGGGCACACCUGGGACACACCUGAGAGACGGCUGGGACACACCUGAGACACAC